Molecule: messenger RNA, 4435 nt
Organism: Lytechinus variegatus (green sea urchin)
Lineage: Eukaryota; Metazoa; Echinodermata; Echinoidea; Temnopleuroida; Toxopneustidae
Product: fizzy-related protein homolog
Exons: 11
Coding region: 35-1498 (487 amino acids)
Biological process (GO): anaphase-promoting complex-dependent catabolic process; positive regulation of anaphase-promoting complex-dependent catabolic process; positive regulation of ubiquitin protein ligase activity
Cellular component (GO): anaphase-promoting complex
Molecular function (GO): anaphase-promoting complex binding; protein binding; ubiquitin ligase activator activity
Source: RefSeq, a predicted model, not a curated record
GUAUGUGCAGUUCAGUGCCAAAACAGAGGUAACAAUGGAACCGGAAUUUGAGAGAAGAUUACUCAGGCAGCAAAAUGGACAGUCACCAAUUGGCUCACCAACAACUCUGCCAAUCUCACCAGGCAAGGCUGCAUCCCCAUCCAAGGACCGUUACAGUGACCGUUUCAUUCCCAGUAGAGCAGGCAGUAAUUGGCAGGUAGGCUUUGGAUCUAUCCAGCAGGAAACAGAUGAAACACAGCCGACUGGAAGGAGAGGCAAGGAGGUCGGAGACUCCAGUAAAGACAUGCUAGCCUACCACUGCCUGCUGAAGAACGAGCUCCUUGGAGCAAACAUCGACAAGAUCAAAGACCCGCAAUGCGAGGAUAGACGGAUGGUCAGUCCGCAGAAGGUCAAGCGUAAUCUAUUCCAAUACAACGUCCAAGCCAAGAGACCAAGCCUUGCUCAAGGAGAGGAUUCCCCUCCGUACUCCUUAUCCCCAAUAGGAAAUAAAAGCCAAAAGCUGCUGAGAUCACCACGGAAGCCAAUGAGGAAGAUCUCCAAGAUUCCUUUCAAGGUCUUGGACGCUCCGGAGCUUCAAGAUGACUUCUACCUAAACCUUGUAGACUGGUCAUCAGGGAAUAUACUCAGUGUGGGCUUAGGUACAUGUGUGUAUCUAUGGAGUGCUUGCAAUAGUCAGGUAACAAGAUUAUGUGAUCUCUCAGGGGACGGAGAUACAGUUACUUCUGUGUCAUGGAAUGAAAGAGGGAAUCUGGUAGCCGUUGGAACACACAAAGGUCUUGUUCAGGUAUGGGACUACGCAGCUCAGAAGAAACUACAUGCAUUGGAUGGCCAUGCAGCGAGAGUUGGGGCACUGGCGUGGAACGCAGACAGUUUGUCGUCCGGCAGCAGAGAUCGAAUGAUCCUGCAGAGAGAUAUCCGCAUGCCAGGGGUCAUCCGACGGCUCGGGGGUCAUCGUCAGGAGGUGUGCGGUCUGAAAUGGUCUCCUGAUCAUCAGCAUCUAGCUUCAGGAGGCAAUGAUAAUAGGCUGUUUGUAUGGAACCACUCCAGCACCUCCCCCGUCCAGCAGUACACCGAACACAGUGCAGCGGUGAAGGCCAUCGCCUGGUCACCCCACCAGCACGGUCUCCUUGCAUCAGGGGGCGGUACGGCAGAUCGAUGCAUCAGGUUCUGGAACACACUCACCAGCCAACCCCUCAACUACGUAGACACCGUCUCGCAGGUCUGCAACCUGGCCUGGUCUAAACACGAUAAUGAACUGGUAAGCACGCAUGGCUACUCGCAGAACCAGAUCCUAGUUUGGAAGUACCCGUCGUUAGUCCAAGUGGCCAAGCUUACGGGUCACACCUAUAGAGUUCUAUAUCUGGCGGUAUCUCCUGAUGGGGAGGCCAUUGUAACAGGGGCAGGAGAUGAAACGUUACGCUUCUGGAACGUCUUCAGCAAAUCAAGAUCAACAAAAGAAUCCAAGUCUGUGCUCAACCUGUUCAACCAUAUUAGAUGAGUGUGGGAUGCUACCAGCAAACCAGAACUUUCAACAAAAACAAUUUAGACAAUGAGAAAAAUCAUGGAGACACUAAACCACUUACAUCGUUGUAUUACAAGAGCCAGCUGAAUUCGGAUUUUGAUUGUAUCAUCAGAAAUUGGAUAAGAGUGAGCACAAAGCAAUGAUAAGGUUUUCUUGUUGUGGAAUAUUUUUAGUACUGAGACGGCAAUAAGUUAUGUUGGAGAACCCAGAUGAUCAUCAUAGCUUUUACAGCUGAUUCACAAUAAACUUUAAUCAUUAUGUCACCAUUUAUUGGAUUGGAUGCGCAUAGACUCAACAGCACAGUUUCUGGAUCAUCUUCUGAUUGAAAAAAAAAGAUCAAUAAGAUGAUCAUCGUAGCUUUUAUAGCCAGUUCGCAAUAUUCUUCGCACAUGUCAUGGGUUAUUGCGGUGGAGGGACGCACAGCAGUGGCACUGUUUCUGCAUACGGAAUGAGUGUUCACAAGAUGAUCAUCACAGCUCUUGCAUGUCAGCUGCUUUACAAUAGUCUAUACUUACCUUACAUACAGUGUCCCACAGUCAUGCAAAAUCCUGGAAAAAUUUGUGGUCAUGGAAAAGUCAGGGAGACUUUAGAAAAUAUGUGAAAAGUCAUGGAAUUGCAUUUAUCUCUUGGCUAUGGCAGCUUUACAGUUUGUCUCGCAACUCUCAUGCUCUGUGAUCAUACUCUGCUAUUAUAAUUGGUGUUCAUGAUUUCCAUUUAUCUCAGUUUUGUGACAUUCCAAAUUCUACAUAACUCCCGGGACGUCACGGGAAGAGUGGAAAGCAGCAAUUUAGUCAUGGAAAAGUCAUGAAAUUCUAUAUUCAAAUUUCUGUUGGAACCCUGACCAGGGUCUCGUAAAACUCUUGAUUUUUCAUGAUUGAUUGUACAUUGUAGUCAAUGCAAUCAAUCGUAGAAAAAUGUUCUACGUUGAUUGCUAAGCUAUGUGUUACGGGCCCCAGAUAUGGGAUUGGGAGAAUAGCAAUGCCAAGGUUUCUUGGUGUGGAAUGAGUGUUAGCAAGGUGAUUGUCACAGCUCUGAAUGUAGGGUGGGAUCUACUGUUCAUGUUCUUCAUAGAUUGCCAAAUGUGGCACCAAUUUGUAGGUUAAAUUUGUGAGCAUAUUUGUUAUUCAAACAAUUUAAGAGCAUCUGGAAAUCUGGAAAUGAUAAAAAAACGAGUUUUCUACACGAUUAUUCAAAGGCAUGUGAAAAGUAAGCCCAGUGAAAAUAAAAGUUCAAUGUUGAACAUACGUUUUAAAUUUCGGCUCUCAGUAACUUUAUUACAUACUAUUUAUAAAGACCUUAGCUUGAAUUUAACCAGAAUUCAGAAUAUAAGCCAAUGAAGUCUAUGGUCCACUUAGUCCUGACCCAAGUGGUAGAAUUCUCUGUCCGAAACACAAAACUUAACAAUUGAUCUUAGAACUAAGUUUUUAAUUGAUUGCACAACAUAUGAUCGAUUUCAUGAUCAUCGCUAAACUUUGUGUGACAGGAUUAGGGGGUGUUUCAUAAAGCUGUUUGUAUUAAAGUUAAGAGCGACUUUAAGAACGGCUGGUGAACCUUAUGUGCUAAACCAUCGCCAAUGAACAUUUUGGUGUAUACCGUUUACCACAAGAAUCAAAAGUCAUUCUUAAAGUUGCUCUUAACUUAGGAACAGCUUUCAUGAAACACCCACUAGGGAGCAUUGUUGAAGAGGCAUGAUGCCUUGGAGAAUAUAUUGUAGCUCAAGAGGUGUACUUUAAUGAAAUCAUGACAGAUUUUUUUCCUUCAAAUUUUGUUUAUCAUAAAUCAAGAGAGUUGCAUCAGAGAGGAAUAUAUUGCUUAAGCUUAGGGGCCCCUUGUGUCAGAAAAUGUUUGGCAAUAUAUCGACCACUUCAUAUGUCAGCCAUUUCAAAAUUAUGUAUAGUUUUAUAAACGGCUUUAUGUAAUCUCCCAAGGACGUGUAAAACAUUACAUGAUUAUAAGCAUUUCCUCCUCAAUACUUCACUUUCAUUUGCGGUGGUUUACAUGCCUAACAUAGCAACUCAAUGUCAAAAAUGUAUGGUUUCUCAGAUGUUCAUUUCAGGCUAUACCGACUCUUCUUGGUAAAUGUUAAAUGCAAUUACAGGAGUGAGACACACGGUGCACCACAUGGGAGGGAAUUUUGACUGUUCAAAAGAUUAUUUUUCUUGAUAAAUGAAGAGGAGAAUAAAAAUAGGAAGAGAUGCAAAGAAGAAAGGGUAUUGAAGAGAAGGCUCUGUUGUUGUACCCCAUAUUUUCAGAGGAUUAAAAUCAAACAAUUUUUUUUUUUAGAUUUGAAUUCUUUUCUUUUUAUCUUUCAAGAAUUUAAUUGGUUGUAUCAAAUUGAAAUAAGUUUGAAUAUAAUUUCCAUCUUUUUUUAGCACUCGAGCAAAGACUCAAAUGGCAUAUUUAUACUUAUUUUUUAUCCUUUUUUUUCUGAUCAUGAUUAUCUUUUUAUGAUUUUUUGAUAUGAUUUUAGAUUGCUUUUAUGUAGUUAUGGGAUAAUGAAAAUGGUCUUAUUAAUUAUGAAAACUAAAACUUACAAAGUCCUUGUUUAAAAAAGGAAAAAGACUUACCAGCUUUCAUGAAUUUUGAUUUUAGCCUUUUCACAAUCAUGAUUCUUAUAUUUUUUAUGUUUAAUACAUAGAAACAAAGGUAUUACAAUUUAUUUUUUGACCAAUAUUCUUGAAAGAACGAAAUUAUUGCCUUUUAUUCAUAACUGGAUGACUUAUUUCAAUCUUUACUUUUGAGAACAAAUAUUGGAUUAGUUUAUGUUUUACAGUAUUAUGAAGCGUGAUGUUAUCGAAGUAAUGAUAUGGCUUUGAAAUUUAAAAAACUCCGUAAACCACUGCUCUCCAUGAAUAUUAUUAUGUACAUGACUGUAAAUAAUGCACAAAAUAAAUCAUGUGUCAAAAUAUUGAA